UUUCAAUCACCUUCUUCCACAGAUAAAUUACCAGCUAAACCUCACCGUGUAGAUCCAGUCCCAAUCCCCAAUCCCAAUCCAAUCCCAAUCUCAAUCUCAAUCCCUUAGGUUUUCAGUCUAGAAUCUUCCCCAGUAACCCUAAUUUCUCAAUCGUAACUUCUCAAUCGAGUUUCAAUGGCCUCCGAGGAGCCUGCGGUGACAACCGAGAUCGUCCAGGAAGCCACCGCCAACGAUCCGAUGGUAGAGGAGAAACCGGCAGCCAACGCUGCGAAAACCAAGAAGGCGAAGGAUCCUAAACCUAAGAAGGCUUCUGCACCGAAGAAAAGAAGCGCUCCUUCUCAUCCACCUUAUGAAGAGAUGAUCAAGGACGCAAUUGUGACUCUGAAGGAGAAGACUGGCUCUAGUCAGUAUGCGAUAACGAAGUUUAUCGAAGAGAAGCAUAAGCAACUGCCACCUAACUUUAAGAAACUCUUGCUUUUUCACUUGAAGAAGCUUGUGGCGGCUGGAAAGCUUGUUAAAGUUAAAGGUUCGUUCAAGAUUCCGGCUGCUAAAUCAUCGGCUUCAAAGUCUGUUACUGCACCUUCUGCUCCGGCCAAAAAGAAGCCGGCGACUGCAGCCAAGUCUAAGACUAAGACUAAGACUGCUGCUAAGUCAAAGGAUGCAAAGGUGUCCAAGGCACCUGCUAAGACAACCACUAAGGCAGCGCCGGCGAAGGCACCGGCCAAAGCAAGGGCUGCUUCCAAGGCGAAGCCCAAGGCAGCAACGGCUGCCGCCAAGCCGAAGGCAGGAGCUGCUUCGAAGGCGAAAGCUGCUGCCGCUACUAAGCCUAAGGCUGCUGCCAAGCCGAAAGCUGCUGCUGCGGCUAAGACGAAGGCAGUAGCUAAACCGAAGCCGAAGGAGAAGCCGGCGAAGGUUGCGAGGACGUCUACAAGGACUUCUCCAGGGAAGAAGGCACCGGCGGCAGUAAAGCCGGCGGCGAAGAAGGCUCCAGCGACGAAGAAGACUCCUGCUAAAACCGUGAAGCCGAAGAGCGUGAAGUCUCCAGCGAAGAAGGCUGCACCAAAGAGAGGGAAGAAGUGAAGGAAGGAGCGGAGGAGCUUAGGCAGGCAGGAAAGACACAGUCACAGAAUAGUUGUUGUAGGGGUAGUUUUGUAAAUUGGGGGAAGUAUGUGGGUGUAUUUGGGUUCAUAGCAAUGCCCAUGGAAAAUAUGAAUCGGAUCUUUUAAUUUCUUUUUAUUUGUGAGAUGAUUUUAUAUUUUUUUUCCGAAAUUUCUUUUGGUCUUUAAUGGUUUCCUAGGGAUUGGAAACAGUUUUAGAUUGUAAUCUUCUGUUCAAUGGAUUAUGAAAUGAAUUAGCCCCUGAGCUUUUUCAGAAA
This is a messenger RNA of Carica papaya (papaya), 1375 nucleotides long. Its product is annotated as histone H1. NCBI's taxonomy places the organism in Eukaryota, Viridiplantae, Streptophyta, Magnoliopsida, Brassicales, Caricaceae. The record is from RefSeq and is a predicted model, not a curated record. Gene Ontology annotation, cellular component: nucleus; nucleosome. Gene Ontology annotation, biological process: negative regulation of DNA recombination; nucleosome assembly; chromosome condensation. Gene Ontology annotation, molecular function: double-stranded DNA binding; structural constituent of chromatin; nucleosomal DNA binding.